AUGCGCCAACACAUCGACCACAAACACUUCUACGAUCGUACAAAACUGACCCUGAAGGUGAUCCACAAGACCCAGUACGUGGCCGCUAUGAAUCCCACAGUUGGCAGUUUUACUAUUCAAGAUCGUUUACAACGUCACUUCUGCACUCUCGCACUCUCCUUUCCGGAUGAAUCGGCUGUUCAGUCCAUCUACACAACCAUUAUGAGUCAACACUUUAGAAACAACAACAUGUCUCCCUCCAUUGUCAAGAUGGUGUCAGAUUUGAUCACUGUGGCUAUUGCAGUUCACAAUAAAAUCACGUCCACCUUCCUACCCACUGCAGUGUGCUUUCACUACGUCUUCAAUCUACGAGACCUUUCCAACAUUUUCCAGGGGAUGCUCUUCUCUGAAUCCGAAGUAUUUACAACAGAUUUGAGUAUUCUUCGUCUCUAUCGCCACGAGGCGAUGCGAGUCUACUCCGACAAGAUGAUCAGCAAGAACGAUAUCAAACAGGCAGUCAAUAUCAUCACCACUGGUAUCACCAAUGUCUUCAGUGAGACCUCUCCAGAAGAUCUAGCCGCUGAACCGAGCCUUCUUUGUCACUUCGGUCGAGGCUUGGAGGCCGAAAAGCAGUAUGCACAGAUCCCGUCAAUGGAGCGCAUGACAGAAGUGCUUGUUGAAGGUCUUGAGAUCUACAAUGAAUCCAAUGCAGUCAUGAAUUUGGUUCUUUUCGGUGAUGCUGUGGAGCAUGUGAUGCGAGUGUGUAGAAUCCUAGAAAUGCCUCGAGGCAAUUGUCUGCUUAUUGGAGUUGGUGGGUCGGGAAAACAGUCCUUGUCUAGACUCGCCUCCUACAUUGUCGGAUUUGAGGUCUCACAGAUUGUUCUGCGACGUAACUACACCAUGGCCGAUCUCAAAGCGCACAUGGCAAUUUUGUACACGAAAACCGGACUCAAGAAUGUCUCUGUUGUCUUCUUGAUGACUGACGCUCAGGCAAAUGAGGGUUUCCUGGUGUGUGUGAAUGAUUUUCUGGCCUCGGGUGAGAUCGCCGGAAUUUUCAACGACGAGGAUCAAGAGGCUAUCAUCAAGGGAAUUCGUAAUGAAGCCAAAGCCAUGGGAUACCUUGAUACCAGUGACAAUUGCUGGAAGUAUUUCAUUGAGAAGGUCCGUCGUACGCUUCGAGUGAUUCUCUGCUUCUCACCCGUUGGAAGUACACUGAGAACUCGUGCUCGUCGAUUUCCAGCCUUAGUCAACUGCACUUGCAUUGAUUGGUUCCAUGAAUGGCCACAAGAGGCAUUGCUAUCGGUGUCGCUGCGAUUCCUCGAGGACUGCGAAGGCCUGAAUGAUGACAUCCGUGUGUCAGUCAGCAAUUACAUGGCCUACCUCCACACCACAGUGUCUGAGAUCUCCGACAUGUACUUCGAGAAGGAGCGUCGUCGAAACUACACCACACCUAAAUCCUUCCUCGAGAUGAUUGCGUUGUACAAGCGUCUCACCUCAAAGCAAUUGCAUGAAAUCAACGCCAUGAUUGAACGUCUCACAAACGGCCUUGAACGUCUGAGUGAAGCCGCUGGACAGACAGCUGAAUUAAAGAUUCAAUUAGCCGAGCAGACAGUAGUGGUGAAUGAAAAGAAUGAGGCAGCAAACGCCCUAAUUCAAGUGGUAAGUAAAGAGGCGGAAAUUGUAUCGGCAGAGAAGGACUUUGUCGCCGGUGAGGAGGCGAAGGUGGCUGUCAUUAAAAAUGAGGUGGAGAUCAAACAGAAGGAUUGUGAGCGUGAUCUCAUGAAGGCUGAACCGGCCUUACUUGCGGCACAAGAGGCUCUCAACACCCUGAACAAGAACAACCUCUCCGAGUUGAAAGCACUCACCUCUCCACCCCCAGAUGUUGAAAUGGUCUGUUCAGCCGUCAUGGCCCUCUUUGCUAUGGAUGGAAAAAUUCCCAAAGAUCGAAGUUGGAAGGCAGCAAAAGCAAGCAUCAUGUCAAAAGCAGACACACUUCUCUUCAAUCUGGUCAACUACGACAAGGAGCACAUUCAUCCAGAAUCGAAGAAGGUUGCCCUAGGCUAUGUGAGGAAUUCCAACUUCAAUCCGGAGGUCAUCAAGACCAAAUCUCUGGCUGCGGCCGGUCUCUGUUCGUGGGUUAUCAAUAUCCUCAAGUUUCAUGAUGUCUUUCUGGAAGUCAAACCCAAACGAGAUGCUUUAGAUGAAGCAAAUGAAGAAUUGCGUCAAGCCACAGAGAAACUUCAGGGUCUGCAAGACAAGGUGCGUGUGUUGGAAGAAUCGUUGAACAAAUUGACAGCAGAAUUUCGAGCUGCAACUGAGGAGAAGUUGCGCUGUCAAAAGAUGGCUGAUGACACAGCCUUGACCUUGGAUUUAGCCAAUCGUCUUGUAAGUGGCUUCAGUGAUGAGAAAGUGCGCUGGGCUCAAGAGGUUGAAAAUUUGUACCAACUAGGCAAAACUGUGUCUGGAGAUGUCAUAUUUACCACUUCUUUUAUAUCUUACUUCGGCUACCUCAGUGCAUUCUUCCGAGAUGAGUUGAUGGAGAAAAGAAUAAGGCCCUUUUUGGACCAACAGCCCGUCCAAAUCCCGCGACGACAGAGCAUUGACCCAUUGAAGAUGUUA
This is a messenger RNA of Hydatigera taeniaeformis, 2598 nucleotides long. NCBI's taxonomy places the organism in Eukaryota, Metazoa, Platyhelminthes, Cestoda, Cyclophyllidea, Taeniidae. The record is from the annotation of a GenBank genome assembly.